Messenger RNA from Cuscuta campestris, 1531 nucleotides. The record is from the annotation of a GenBank genome assembly. NCBI's taxonomy places the organism in Eukaryota, Viridiplantae, Streptophyta, Magnoliopsida, Solanales, Convolvulaceae.
AAUCUUCAAAACCUCGCCGGAGAUUUGUCGUUCACAAGUUUAAUCCAUCCCUCGUAAAUCAUAAUAAAUGUGGUAUAGAUCGGCUUCCUUCAUCCUCGACAAGCAGCAGAACGACGACGUCGCGAGGCUUGAGAGCCGCCAAACUUCACAUCUAGCACCCGCCGCCGCCGCCGCAUCCUCCAUGGCGGAAACCCUACAUAGCAAUAACCUGAAUCCCAAUAACAUCUCGGCUUAUUACCAGACCAGAGCAGCUCACCACGGGGUCGUCACCAGCGACUGGCUCGCUCAGGCUCGAGACGCCGUCGACGGUGACCGGGACGAUGUGUUUACCAAGAGCUCGUUGAAUAAUUCCGGCGAGUCCGGGAACACUUUUAGCGUGGUUGAUGAGUUUAAUAAUUGGCGUAAACAGCCAAACUUGGCUGAGGCUGUGGCGGCGAUUAGGGCAUUGGCAUCCGUUAUUCGGUCUAGUGAAGCUACUACGAUGAUGGAGCUUGAAAUUGAGCUGAAGAAGGCCUCCGAUUCUUUAAAGUCAUGGGACACGACAUCCAUUUCGUUGAUGGCGGGCUGUGAUCUGUUUAUGCGCUAUGUCACAAGGACUUCAGCCUUGGAAUAUGAAGACUUCAAUUCAGCUAAAACUCGUCUUCUUGAGCGUGCAGAGAAAUUUGGAGAGAUAUCCUAUAAGGCUCGGAAGAUAAUCGCUGUGCUUAGUCAAGAUUUUAUUUUCGAUGGAUGUACCAUUUUGGUGCAUGGCUUUUCCAGAGUUGUGUUUGAGGUAUUGAAAACAGCAGCACAAAAUAGCAAGCGUUUUCGAGUUCUAUGCACUGAGGGGAGACCUGAUCGGACUGGAUUAAGAUUAGCAAAUGAGCUAGCCAAGCUUGAAGUUCCUGUAAAGCUCUUGAUAGACUCUGCAGUGGCAUAUAGCAUGGAUGAGGUUGAUAUGGUGUUUGUAGGGGCAGAUGGAGUGGUUGAAAGUGGAGGUAUAAUUAACUUGAUGGGAACCUAUCAGAUUGCUUUAGUAGCCAAGAGCAUGAACAAACCAGUUUAUGUUGCUGCUGAGAGCUAUAAGUUUGCUCGUCUAUAUCCGCUGGAUCAGAAAGACAUGGCUCCAGCUUUGCGCCCAAUUGACUUUGGUGUGCCCAUUCCAUCAAAGGUUGAAGUUGAAACGUCGGCUCGGGAUUAUACGCCACCUCAGUAUCUCACCCUUCUUUUCACAGAUUUAGGUGUCCUCACACCAUCUGCAGUAAGCGAUGAGCUCAUACAACUUUACUUAUAAUAACCUGUCAUGGAGAUGACUGUUUCAAGACUGUGUCCCAGUUGAUUGAAUGUGUAGCAAGCAAGUGGUCUGCAGUGAUUUUUGCUGGAUCCCCAUUGACUUAUCUUUCAUAAUAUUAACCAUGUUAUUUUUGUUAAACCCUCAAUAUUAGGGAUUACUACGAUCUUCUUAUUUAAAAAAAAGGUUACUUGAAAAUUUAUGAGAAAAAGACUAAAGUAAAAUAUUGAAAAUAUAUCAAAAUCAAAGUUCUAUGUUUUU